Coniophora puteana RWD-64-598 SS2 is the source of this 2947-nucleotide messenger RNA. RefSeq lists its product as uncharacterized. The record is from RefSeq and is a predicted model, not a curated record. The transcript has 2 exons. Bases 84 to 2537 code for a protein of 817 amino acids. Lineage: Eukaryota; Fungi; Basidiomycota; Agaricomycetes; Boletales; Coniophoraceae.
CCGUUGCUUCCUUGCACGCUGCAGUGAAAACGAGGCCAGUGCUCUACAACCAACUGUUGAUAUCCUGUCCGUUCUCUGCCACGAUGCCGCUCCUCCUCCCAACGGCUGACGCCCAUCCCUUCAAAGACUUUCUCACAAACACCCUCACCUUCCUCUCCUUCUCCUCCCGAACCCCACACAACGACGACGACGACGACGAGCCCACCUCCGACUCUUCCUCAUCUACAGACUCCGCCUCUGACCCAGACACAGACCUCCUCGACCCUACCACCGCCUGCCCAUCCUUAUCCCCGUCCCUCGCCCUCGCCCUCCUCCCCACCCCCAGCCCCAGCCCCACACCCUUAACCCCACCCGCAAAACUGGAUGCUGCACGCCGCGCCGUCUCCCCCACCCCCUCCUCCUCCUCCCAUUCCGCCCCCUUCACCCUCACCGGCCCGAUCAGCGCCGCCGCCCGCCUCUACGCGAUGCGCCGCGACCACGACGCCGCCCGCGCAGAGGCCUCGCGCGCAGCCAAGGACGCCCAGCGCUGGGAAGACCGCGCCCACGCACUCGAGCGCGCCCUGCGCGAGGCGCGCGAGGCCGUGCGGUUGCGCGAUGGCGAGAUUGACGUGCUCAGGCGAGACAGGGACAGGGCGGUUGCGGAGCGGGAGAGAGAGCGGCGUGAGAGGGAGAGGGAGAGGGAGUAUUGGGAGAGGGAGUAUAGGGAGCGCGAGGGCAGGGAGCGGGAGAAGGAGAAGGAGAGGCGCGCGAGCGUGUCUUCUGCGCCGGGACACAAUGUGCACAGGCGCAAUAGCUCUGCGCAGAGCCACAUGACGAGCAGCUCGGGGACGUCGCUCGCCUCGCUCGCGUCCACCUCUUCCGCCGAUUCGAAUGGCGCGCCAAACUACGGAGCACUCGUCCGCCGCCCCUCGAACCCCCACGUCCGCCCGCGCACACCCGCCGGGCCUUCUAAUGCCAAUGCCAACGCCAAUUCGUACUCGAACCACCGCCCACCGCCCCGCCCCUCCACAUCCAUGUCCACCCGAUCCACCCGCUCCUCUCAACCUCAAUCCCAACCUCAAUCCCAAUCCCGCUCCCAAUCGCAAACCCGCCCCGCGCGCUCGAACUCCUCCUCCAUCCCCCGCACCCCCUCCUCCGCCUCCCUCGCGAGCACCAGCACAGCCGCCGAAGAACACGCGCACCUCCGCGCGCUCGACACCUUCCUCACCAAAUCCGACCUCUGGUCCGGCGCACAGAUCAUCCAGGCCGUGCAGGAUCUCAACGCCGAGAUCGUGCAGUUCGCCGCGGGCGCCGUCGAGCUUGUGUCUUCCUCCUCCUCAGGAUCAGGUGCAAGCGCAGGCGGCGGCGGCGGCGGCUUCCUCCCGCCCUACGCACGGGGCCUCGGCAUUCCUCAACCGCGAAACACCAAAGCACCAAUGCGCCCCGCAGCGCCGAUCCCCAAAGGCCAGAAAACGCCGACGCUCGCGCAGACGGCGAGCGACGUCGCGAGCCGCGUCGGGGCCACGCUGACGCGGAUGCUGGGGACGCGCGCGCACACGGGCGAGGACGGGCCGAUGGUCGUGCAGCUCGCGCUGCAGGCGGCGGUCGUCACGUGUCUCGCGCGCGCGCUCGCGCCGUUCUGUGUGGGGUAUCAGGCGGGUGUGAACGGGGUGCUGGCGCAGGUGUAUGCAAGGAUGCGGGCGGCCGAGCCCCAGGCGACAGCCGCGCGCUGGCGCGCGCUCGCGCAUGUCCACAUCCACGCUGUGCACCCCGAGCUCGCAGAGUACGCCACGCGCGAGCUCGCGGACACGCUCGUGCGCUGGGCGGCCGACGUCUUUCUCAUCGCCGGCGCGUCUCUCGUCCCCGUCCCUCCUCCGCUCCCUUCUUCCUCCACGCAUCCUUCCUCGAAUUCUUCUUCCGCCCAAUCCACCUCGAACUCGCAAACACCCUACCCACCCCCAAACCCCACCCAAACACACACCCUCUUCCGCACACGCCACCUCCCCGCGCUCACGCGCAUCGCGCGCGCGGCGACGCGUCUCGCGCGCGUGACAAGGGAGGAGGUGCUCAGCGCGGACUUUGAGGUGGUCGCUGUCGAGGCCGGGCGGGCGUUUGUGGGGCGCGAGAUGGGGGAUGCGAUGGGUGUGCAGGGGGAUGCCGCCUGCGCUUCUUCGGUGGGGUUUUCGGUGUAUGGGUCGGAUGACGAGGAGGACGAGGGGGAGGGGGAGGAUGGGGAUUCGGAGCUGAGUACGCCGUGUGCGAGUUUGAGUGGCCGUCCCAACGGCCACCCCAACGGCAACGGCACCAGCAGAGGAGGGAAGGUGCUAUGCUCAACAGAACUCGGCCUCCGGUGCUCGAGCGUCGUGCGGCGGCGGCCCCUCUCAAUGCCCGACAGCACCAGCGCCAACACCGCCCCAUCGUCAGCAGAUGGGCCAGCAACAUCAACGUCAUCAUCAUCAUCGUCAUCAACGGCAGCGGCAGCGUCCAUCGAGCGCAGACUCCUGCUCAAGCCGCGCGUCGUGCUCGAGAGCGUCGUGGACGUCCUGGACCGCUAUUGACUAUUGAAAUAUUGAUACCCGGACCAGCCUGGCCGUGCCGACACCGUCGAAUCCGGCUCGACUUGGAGCGCUCGAUCGAUACGGACCUUGAAGAAGGGUCGAAGGAUUGGAGGAUUGAAGGAGAUCGCGCAACGCCGGGUGACAGACAUCUUGGGAUCGUUUCUUUCUUUCUUGGCUCGGUGCUCGCGGUCGCGGCCACGGUGGGGUGUAUAUUUGAGGAUACCCGUGGUCAUACGCAUGCGCUGUUAUGUACAGUACUGUGGGUAGCUGAGGGUGAGGUGCACGCGCGCCGCAUUUUUUUUUUGCAGUCGUGAUACCUGCCUGCAUCUGGUGUAUUUUAUGCCUACAUUACAUAUGGUAUAACUAUUAUGUAGGACAUAUGGCAGGCUUAAGCAUGUACAAUUAAUUGC